UAAUUUCCUCCAACCACAAAACCCUAACUCCUUCCCUUUCUCUUUCGUUCGCUUCCCUCCCCCUCGAAUACCAACUGGACGUGUCCUCCCACAGUCCGCCACGCCCCCAUGCCGUGGUGAAGAAAAACCUGGAGCAGGAGCCGGAGCUGGAGCCGGAGAUGCUGCCGUGCCACGUCUUGGCGUCACCACUCUCCCCGCAGCUCUGUCUCUCCGUCUCUCUGCCUCGUUUACGACGGCCAUAGCGGGUCAUCGCCACCAACCCGUGCCACCGUCGUUUCCUCCUCCACCAUUUCAGAUGAUAAUCUACGGGGGCUUAUGCCUUCGAUGGCAGCUACUUCAGAUGGCCUAACCACAUCUGCUUCUCGAGGAUUAUGAGGGGCUGCAGAAGAAUUGCAGCACGAACAUGAGUGCGAUUUUAUUACAGGUUAUAGCAAGAGGUGUAGAGUGUGAUUUAGCUCUUAUUUUUUGGUGAAAGCAAGGAGUUAUGAGAAGGCACCGAGCCACUGCAUUUUAGAUGCUAGCUUAUGUAAUUUACAGGGGAUUGGUUCGAUUGGAUAUUCACUUUCUCACAUAAUGCUAUUUAGUUUUUAGAUGCCACUUGUUUACUCAUGAAAACUAUUUAGUAUUGGUGAGUAAACAUUGGAUCUUAACAAUUAUUGAGCCUUACAAAGAUUGUGUCUAUGUGAUGGAUCCUUUGUCUCAUCGGAAUCGUGAUGCCACUUGGAAAUCCGUAGUUGACACCGCAAUGACCAUUUUCAAUGCAACAAAGGAAAAGAAUAAAUUCAAGAAACCACCAAAAUGGGAAAUUGUUAAGGGCCCAAUACAACCCGAUUUCAAACAAUGUGGCUUUUACGUGAUGCGAUUUAUGAAAGAGAUCGUAAUGGCGUGUCAAGACGAUGACUCCGUUUUCGUGGCUUCAAUGUUUAAAAAACGUGAGUAUUCUAUGAGUGAGAUAAAUGAGGUUCGAGAAGAUUGGGCAACUUCUGCCAUUAAUGAGCUUUGACAUGUGACAUGGAGAAGUUCUUGCGCGUUGAUAUGGCAUUUUGAAAGCUUUUUGGAACAAUAUAAUUUGUGGGUGUCGUAUGUAGGUGAAUUUUGUUGUUGGGAGAUGUGGUAGAACAUUGGUUCUUAUUUUGUUGUUGUUGGAUGAAUAUUGGUUAUCAAUGUUUAAUUGGUCAUUUUCAGUA
Salvia miltiorrhiza (redroot sage) is the source of this 1187-nucleotide messenger RNA. RefSeq lists its product as uncharacterized. Lineage: Eukaryota; Viridiplantae; Streptophyta; Magnoliopsida; Lamiales; Lamiaceae. Bases 686 to 1003 code for a protein of 105 amino acids. The transcript has 9 exons. Gene Ontology annotation, biological process: proteolysis. The record is from RefSeq and is a predicted model, not a curated record. Gene Ontology annotation, molecular function: cysteine-type peptidase activity.